Penicillium cataractarum is the source of this 642-nucleotide messenger RNA. RefSeq lists its product as uncharacterized. The transcript has a single exon. Bases 1 to 642 code for a protein of 213 amino acids. The record is from RefSeq and is a predicted model, not a curated record. Lineage: Eukaryota; Fungi; Ascomycota; Eurotiomycetes; Eurotiales; Aspergillaceae.
AUGCCAACGACUCCAGGUCUCGGCUCUUUGUAUGGAGUCUAUGAGGAGAACUCUGCAAUCCAAGAUGUGAUAGAGACACAUAACAACGUCGUGCACGACAGUCAUGAACUCCACCAUACCAUCUACACCACAAAAGCCAUGAAAAAUCCCACGCAGAAGGCCACCCUCACCGAGCUAACAGCACAGAUAGUCCAUUUCGCAAGCCAUGGCGUCUCAGACCCCACAGACCUCUCAGAGAGCCAUUUACUCUUACAAAAACCAGGAUCCUCAGGACCCGUUGUCGAUGCGCUCAAGGCGUCGAGUAUCUCUACCUCGACUUCACUUGGUAGGGCGUGGAUCGCGUAUCUGUCUGCAUUUUCAACGGCGCAGGUUCGAGCGGAUACGCUCCUAGAUGAGAAUAUCCAUCUCACGAGCGCAUUCCACGUUGCGGGAUUCGCACACGUCAUCGGCACUCUGUGGCGUGCUGAUGAGGAUGCGUGCGUGCUAUCAGCUCGGUGUUUCUAUCGUUAUUUGAUUGGAAAGGGGGAUAUUGGUGAGUCCGGGGCUGUUGCGAGGGCGUUAAGGGAAGCGGUACUGGAACUUCAUCGCGCUUUUGCGGAUAGACCGAAUGCGUGGGCUCCAUUUGUCCACUUCGGUGCUUAG